AUGGACAGACACGGCCUCAUAGACAUUGGUUAUUCGGGCCCUCAAUACACUUGGUCUAAUAACAGAAGCGAUAUGGCUCUCAUCCGAGAAAGAUUAGACAGAGCAAUGGCAACUCAAGAAUGGAGACUUCUAUUCCCUGAUGCAUCUUUACAACACUUGGCAUCAUCAGCAUCAGAUCAUCAUCCUUUGUUGCUUCAUACAAUCAACAACCAGAAACAUGCCUCUUCUUUCAAAUUUGAAGAAUUCUGGAUUCAUGAACCGCUCAGUCAUAACAUUAUCAGAGAAGCAUGGAACAAAGCCUUUCAGGGCAAUCCGGCCUAUAUUCUUUGUCAGAAAAUCAAAUCUACAAAAGAAGCUCUCAAAUUCUGGAAUAGAAAUCACUUUGGUCGAAUACAGGACAAUAUACAAAAGUUGGAAAUAGAUUUGAUUGAUAUCCAAAGCAAACCGAUUGGUGAGUACAACUAG
Molecule: messenger RNA, 465 nt
Organism: Carya illinoinensis
Lineage: Eukaryota; Viridiplantae; Streptophyta; Magnoliopsida; Fagales; Juglandaceae
Exons: 1
Coding region: 1-465 (154 amino acids)
Source: RefSeq, a predicted model, not a curated record